Molecule: messenger RNA, 1290 nt
Organism: Guillardia theta CCMP2712
Lineage: Eukaryota; Cryptophyceae; Pyrenomonadales; Geminigeraceae
Exons: 6
Coding region: 1-1290 (429 amino acids)
Source: RefSeq, a predicted model, not a curated record
AUGGAAAAACUUGACUUCUUGAUCCCGGACGACGACGAUGAGGACGAUGAGGAGGAGGAGGGGAAAGAAGUUUCCAAGGACAGCAAGAAGGAUGCGGAAGGAAAGAAGGAGGAGAAGAAGGAGGAAGAGAACAAGGUCGAACCGGCAACCGAGGCUCCGCUCACCUCUCGCCCUCCGGCCUCCGUCUUCAAGUCGAUCUUCGAUGACGACAGCGAGGACGAGGAGGACGAGGUGCCGGAGUCGGUGCAGCAAGGAACGGAAGAAGUCAAGGAGCAGGAUGCUGCUGCCCCUUUGGCGGAGGAGGAGAAGAUCAACACGCUGGACGGCAUGUUGGAAUUCUUCGCGAGUCAGGCGGCGAAGGAGAAAGAAAAAGACAAGCCGAAGGACGAGGCAUCAAAGGGAGGAGGGAAGAAUUACAGGAGGAGGAGAUGGGACGUCACCCCGGCGCAGGCAGAGGAGCAAGCAAAAAGCACGGAUAGAGAGGAGGAGAAGAAAAUCGAGAAAGUUCAGAAUCAAGAGCCUUCGAAACCUCGAGCAGCAGCAGAUGCUAGGCAGCUCGCACACAAGGCAACCAGCGACAAGAUAAGGCCAUAUGAAGAGGAGGUAGACCGGGAGGAGGAGGAGGAGGAGGAGGAGGAAGACAUCCGAACGAACAAUUCGGCGAAUGCGAUGGCCAUGCUUGAGGACGAGACCUCGAAGAAGGAGAGCGUGAAGGUGAAGGAACAAGAGGGGAGUGCAGGAAGCAAGAAGGAGGCAUCGGACAAGGAGGAGGAGGAAGCAGCUGCGGUUCCGAUCAACCCCGCGUUUCAGAUCGAUCCCUCCUCCUCUGUCCCCUACAAGGUCCUUGACUUGAAGGCGAUGAGGCAAGAGGAGGAGGACAAGGCGAAGGCGAAGGCGAAAGAGAUGGAAGAGCAGGAGCAGGAGAAGGAGAAGGAGGAGGGGGCAAACGAGAUUAGAGGUCGGAAGGACACUGCCGAUGCGUUCGGAGAGAUGAUGGGAACGGACGACUACAAGGAAGGGAUCGAACAAGCGAGGAAAAGAGCUAUUGGGCAGAAUGCCAAGUUUCAGAACCUCAUGGAUCUUCCGGACAUUUCGGAUCUGCGAGGGAAGCUCAAGUCUCGUGCUCCUCAGCCCGUCACUCCUCCGGUCUCCGACAGCGACAGCGACUCCAGCAGCAGCUCCAACAAGAAGAGCAAGAAGAGCAAGAAGAGCAAGAAGAAGGGGAAGAAAGACAAGAAAGACAAGAAGAAAGACGACAAGAAGAGCAAGAGCAAGCACAAGAAACGCUGA